Lachancea nothofagi CBS 11611 is the source of this 517-nucleotide messenger RNA. The record is from the annotation of a GenBank genome assembly. Lineage: Eukaryota; Fungi; Ascomycota; Saccharomycetes; Saccharomycetales; Saccharomycetaceae.
CCCCCAUUUCAUCAGCAAAGACUACUUAACAUGGAAAGUCAUGGGACAACACAGUUGCGAAUUCUCGAGGGCCUAGAACAAGCACUCAGUGUAGGUUUUGAUGCCCUCGAAAGUUCUAAGAUUUGAGGAUAUUGUUGCUGAGUUUGCACCAAUUUUGAAGGUGGUAAGCAGCGCUUCGAGCGGCAAUGAAUUGGGCUUGAAGCUGUGAUCAUCAAUGUCUCUGCGAUUACACUGAAUUUUUUGCGAUUGCUCAUGGCUCAAGAAGGCACCAGUGACCAGUUUAGAGGGGACGAAGAGUUUGCCGUCCAGCGCGCAAGGCUUUUGACAAAAGUGCGUACGAACCCGGACUUUUUAGUUUGGUCUGGUGCAAUCGAGGUUGUCAGCAAAGAAAUCAACAAUUUAUUAGUACUUACUGUGCACUCUAAGGCGCGAUGAGGCAAAAGCAAAAAGUAUUGACGUUGCUCGUCAGGAAGUUGAUAACCAGUAUGAGCCCUUGAGAUGGAUUAAGUUUCACUAA